Alternaria rosae is the source of this 1998-nucleotide messenger RNA. RefSeq lists its product as uncharacterized. The transcript is spliced from 3 exons. The record is from RefSeq and is a predicted model, not a curated record. Bases 137 to 1636 code for a protein of 499 amino acids. NCBI's taxonomy places the organism in Eukaryota, Fungi, Ascomycota, Dothideomycetes, Pleosporales, Pleosporaceae. Gene Ontology annotation, cellular component: Cdc73/Paf1 complex. Gene Ontology annotation, molecular function: DNA binding; RNA polymerase II C-terminal domain phosphoserine binding.
CGUUCUUCUUUCAUCCUCUUCCCCCCCCUAAUCACGCCCAAACUCACUCACGGCACCCUUCGCGACACCGGGUCCGUCUCCAACUCGCCUCCACGAUCCAGGAUUUAUCGCGAAAUCCUCGCCAAUCCCUUGCAACAUGUCGGCCGAUGAUAUCGACGACGAGCUCUUCGCCCUCGCUGGCGGUGACGAAGAUGCAGACGUCGAAGAAGGCGAGGCCUCGUCGCCCGCAGCCUCAUCGCCAAACUCGUUAGGAUCCGACGCCAUGGACGAGUCGGAUUCAGAUCGCGACGAUGACGUACCAGAGCGCUCCGCAGACGUCCCUUACCCCCUAGAGGGCAAGUACAUCGACGAAUCAGACAAGCGCCGCAUCCUUGGCCUAUCGCAGCUGGAGCGGGAAGAGAUCCUCGGUCAGCGCGCCGAGGAGAUGAGCAGCGCCAACUUCAAGGCCGAGCUCGCCAGGCGCGCCGCCAACGUCCAGAACGACAGGAAGCGCAAGGCUGAUUCCGAGGACGCCGACGAGCGCAGGAGCACUCGCCCCAAGGUACAACCGCGGAAGAACGAGAAGCUCGAGGCAUACAAGCGUGAGCGAGAGCAGCGUGGCCAGCAACGACAGCGGAACGACGACCGACGCAGUGGCCGCAGGCGGUCCAGCUCGGGAGAUCGUGACGGUGGCUCAGAUGUCGACGCUGAUGGUGAGAGCGACGUCGAGUGGGACGACCGGGCACCAGAGAAGGCCCGCGAAGAGCUGCCUGCCACUCUACGCGAUUUCGAGUCGGUUCGUGUUGGUCGAGGAUUCUUCUCAGAAGUCUGCUUCCACCCAGGCUUCGAAGAGGCUCUGACUGGCGCAUUUGGACGUGUGGGCGUUGGCCAGGACGCGCAACGGCGGACACUAUACAAGAUGGCGCAAAUCAAGGGCUUCUCAGCUGGCAAACCAUACGUUUUUGACGGCAAGGACGGUAAGCGCGUCGCGACUGACCAGUACGUUAUUGCGCAACACGGCUCCGUCAAGAAGGACUACCAGUUCCAAUUCAUGUCCAACCAACGCUUCACCGAGAACGACCUCGACAUCUACCGGCAAUCUCUCAUAGAGACCAACGCCAAGGUCCCCACACAAUCCUUCCUCCAGCGGAAAUACGACGACCUCAAGGCGCUCCAAAACCACCACUGGACCGACGCCGACAUUAGCGCGCGCAUCGCCAAGUCCAAGAAGUACGCCCAUCUCCUCAACCGCCCCAAUGCCGACGCCCAGCCCAAGAUCGCAACGCAAUCAGAAACAGCCGCGGCCCGCAUCGCCGAACUGAACCGCAAGAAUCGCAUCCAGGAAGCCGAGCGCGUCCGCAAAGCUCAAUUCGACCAACAGCGCCAGAAGAAGAUGGAGCAGAAGAAGGAACUUGCUAGGCGCAAGGCCGAAGAAGAAGCCCGCAAGGCGCAGGAAGAAGAGGCGCUCAAGAAGAGUAACAACCUUGAUGUCGAUGCGCUGUUCGAUGGCGAUGGCUCCAGCAGAGCGAGCACGCCCAACCCGCAGCAGCCGCAGAAGAAGAAGACGGAGCGGAAAGGACUGCCGACGUUUAGGAAGCCGAAGAUGGACGACGAUAUCAUUGCUAGUAUGGAUAUUGGCAUGGAUAUUGAGAUUUGAGCUGCCUGUCAUGCGUAUGACUCGGUUUGGUAUGGUGCUAGUGUUGGGCUUUGGCUUGCCUUCUUUUCCAGCUUGACCUUUUCUAUUAUAGACGAAGACACCAAAAGCUUGAAUGUUUUGGGUUCUUAGCAUUGCGUGGUGUUUGAGGUUGCCGGUUGCUUGAGACUCCAUAGGUGGAUGGGGAUGUCUUGGUAUCCAUGUUCUUUUCGUGCCGAUAUCUGGUAUUCAUUCACAAAUUAGUAUUAUAUACCAAAGAACUUUAUUUUCGAGAUCAGCUCGUACGCUCAUGCCAUGUCACGACAUGUCAAAAGCAGUCACGACAUCUUGGAACGAAGCUUGUUGUAGAAAACCUUGUAGAUUUU